This is a messenger RNA of Trematomus bernacchii (emerald rockcod), 7113 nucleotides long. Its product is annotated as T-lymphoma invasion and metastasis-inducing protein 1-like. Lineage: Eukaryota; Metazoa; Chordata; Actinopteri; Perciformes; Nototheniidae. Gene Ontology annotation, cellular component: cytosol; synapse; plasma membrane. The record is from RefSeq and is a predicted model, not a curated record. The coding region runs from base 332 to 5350 and encodes 1672 amino acids. Gene Ontology annotation, biological process: positive regulation of axonogenesis; small GTPase-mediated signal transduction; activation of GTPase activity. The transcript is spliced from 29 exons. Gene Ontology annotation, molecular function: protein binding; guanyl-nucleotide exchange factor activity.
AGGCAAGCAAGAGGCAGCAUGUGUGCGUAUGUGCUGUAAUGUGUGUGUGUGUGUGUGUGUGUGUGUAGAGGCAAACGUUUCGCAGGAGUCCGGGAGAUGUCUCACUGAUGCAAGGAUUCCCCUGUCUGCUCUCGGAGAGGACACGUGCUGACUUUGUUUUAACCAACACAGGGAAUUAACUGUUACUCACACAGGAAACACUGGGAUCUUAAGCACAGGGCAAGUUGACACCGGCAUUUGAGGAUGUGUGGAGGAUCAUGCAGUCGGUGAGAGAUGACACCGAGCUGAUGUGGAGAAGCUAGUGAUGCGGCUGCUUAACCACAGUUGAAUCAUGGGAAACGUCGAAAGUCAGAAUGGGGACAGUGGUUUCUACGGCAACGCGUCGGGACACAUCUCCCGCAAACAGACGUCCAGGUCACUCCGGCUCCCCAACAAGCAGCCAAUCACGCGUCGUUCCCGGCUCUCUUCUUCAGUGAAACAGGAACACAGAAACUCUGAUGCCUCAACUCGCUCCUCCAGCACCCCCAGCAUCCCACAAUCCUUAGCAGAGAACGGACUGGAGCCUUUUAACGCAACCGAUGCACUCGAAGAGUUCGGCAUCAACCCUCACUGGACACAGCGCGUCGCUAUGACGAUGAGGCCGGAGUCCUAUCAACACGAUGACGACAACUUGGCCACGCCGACUCCUGAAACCUCGGAGGCGGACACCGUCGCUCAGGACGGAGGAGAGGACUCCACGGGGGAGGGGGAGGUCCUUGGGGAGGAAACGUACCUCCAGCGAAUGACUGAGGGUCCCCGGGAGGGAGGGAGUUUCAAGAAGAAGAGGUCCAAGUCGGCGGACAUGUGGAGAGAAGACAGCCUGGAGUUCUCUAUGUCGGACCUGAGCCAGGAGCAUCUGACCAGCACUGAGGAGAUCAUAGAUGGAGGAGAGGAAGAGGAGGAGGAACAGUUUGCAUGUCCAAGAGGCAAUGCAGGCGCAGCUGAAAGGGCAUCGUCUCUGGACCAUCUGUGCAGCCAGCAGAGUCCCGGCCUCAGGGGGCAGAGGAGCCGCUACGCUAAGAGCCGUCGGGAGGCCCAGUGCGAUGGAGAUGAAGAAGGGGAGGGGUUGAUGUCUCCAGCUGAAGAAGAUGGUGGCGGGUACGGAGCAUUCACGCUCCCCUGCCGACGCUCCCACUGCCUCUCAGAGGGCCUGGCAGGGCUCGGCAUGCCGUCUGCACCGUGCCCGGCUUUCCAGGGUCGGCGUGCACAAACUACUCAGGAUAUCUCGGGUGUUUUGGGUGAGGGAAGUGAGUAUGGGGACAGUGGCAUCGACGGCGUCACCACGGAGAUAGACGGGUAUGGAGAGUUGGUGUCACGGCGCUGUAAGGCCAUGUCGGCAUCGUUCUCCGUGUACUCUGCUACCGAAAGCAGCGUUUUCAACGGCAGCGACAGCGGCAGCAGCAGCGCAGGAGGAGGAGAGGGACGAGGCGGCGAGGGAGGGAGGGGAGGAGUUUAUGAGAAUUACCGAAAGGAGCUGGACAAUCAAGCAUGGACACAUCAGGGUAGGGACUGCACGGAGGAGGGCGGGUCCGCUGUUAGCGAUGAGCGCAGCAGUGGCACACUCAGCAGUGCAUAUCCAUCGGACGCUCUGAUUGGCUCUGCACAAGGCACAGUCAGAAAAGCAGGGGCUCUGGCCGUGAAGAACUUCUUGGUUCAUAAGAAAAACAAGAAGGUGGAACCUGCAACGAGGCGCAAGUGGAAACACUACUGGGUUUCUCUGAAAGGCUGCACACUUUUCCUGUACGAGUCAGACUGUCGCUCUGGGAUCGACCACAACAGCGUUCCCAAACAUGCACUGUGGGUGGAGAACAGCAUCGUCCAGGCCGUGCCUGAACAUCCCAAAAAAGACUUUGUUUUCUGCCUCAGCAACUCAGUGGGAGACGCCUUCCUCUUCCAGACUUCAGGCCAGACGGAGCUGGAGAACUGGAUCACGGCGAUCCACUCUGCGUGCGCCGCGGCUCUGGCCCGGCAGCACCACAGAGAGGACACAGUGAGACUGCUGCGAACAGAGAUCCGCAAGUUAGAGCAGAAGAUCGACAUGGACGAGAAGAUGAAGAAGAUGGGAGACAUGCAGCUGUCGACCGUUACCGACGCCAAGAAGAGGAAGACCAUAUUGGAGCAGAUCUUCCUGUGGGAGCAGAACCUGGAGCGGUUUCACAUGGAUCUGUUUCGCUGUCGGUGCUACCUGGCCAGCCUGCAGGGGGGCGAACCCCCCAACCCCAAACGCCUGCUGGGCUUCGCCUCGCGUCCAACCAAGCUGUCCAUGGGACGCCUGGGCAUCUUCUCCGUCUCCUCCUUCCAUGCACUGGUGGCAGCGCGGACAGAGUGCAGCAUCAGGAGGAGGAACCAGGCCAUGCCCCGGACCAUCAGUAAACGCCGCAGCCGGUUCUCCUCUCUCUGGGGUCUGGACACCACCUCCAAGAGGAAGACCAAGGGACAUCCUUCCAUCAACCAGGUCUUUGUUGAUGGGGUGGAGCCGGUGAGGAAACCUUUGGAGCGCAUGUUUGAAGACUCAGCCAGUGAGAAAUCUAAGGAGAAAGACGGCUCGGUGAAAAGCGUUCCUCAGCAAAACGUAGAGAGCGACAUUUGGGUUCCUGAUUACCUGCAGCCCUCCUGGGUGUGCCUCCCGAACAAUAAGCCUGUCCUGGCCAUCGUUCAGCCGGGGGAGACAGCGCUGGACGUCCUGAGCUCCGUCUGCAAGACCCAUAAGAUAGACCCCUCUGGACACUACCUGCGCUUGAAGAUGUGUAUUGACAACAAAGUGCUCUUUUAUGUUCCCACACUUGAAGAGGACAUCUCUGAUCUGCUCUACAAAGAGAUUGAGGUUUGCCCCAAAGCCACCAAGGUGAUCCGGUUCGACAAAGCCGAGUCCUGCACAAUUGGAUAUGGUUUUUCCGUGGCAGUCAUAGAUGAGGAAGGGACGCAGCAGCUCCAUAUUACUGAAGUGAAAGCAGAGGGACUAGCCUCAGCCAAAGGCCUGAAAGCAGGGGAUGAGAUUCUCUUGCUGAACGGUAAGCCAGCAUCCGCGCUCCAAAUGGACGAUAUGAGGUCCGCCUUUGCAAACCAAGCGCUGACCUUGAGUGUCAGCACCCUGCCCCAGAUGGACCCUCGGGUGCUGUGCCCCCUUCCCCCCCGGCGCUCUGAUGCAGAGCAGAACCCCACUACAGACAUCUUCUCCCAGAGCCAAGAGGACAUCCUGGAUGAAGUGUCGGGGCUGACAGUGGAGAGCCCAGAUCAAAGUAUGGAGGAAGGAUCUCGACUGACCCCGCAGAGUCCUGGAGAUUAUCAGGAAGACAAAACCUGCAUGGGGACAGGACAGAAGAGCACGGAGCAGGUCACUGCUUUCUGCCGCAGUCUCCAUGACAUGAAUCCACUGGAGUGCCCUAUGUCAUCCUCCUCAUCGUCGUCUUCGUCGUCCCUGUCCCCGAGCCCCGUGACAGCUUUACCCCCCGCUGCCACCCAGAGACAGCUCUCCCACGCGGACAAACUCCGCAAGGUCAUCAAUGAACUGGUGGAGACGGAGAAAACCUAUGUCAAAGACCUAAACUGUCUUAUAGAGUGCUACUUGACACCUUUGCAGAAAGAGAGCUUCCUUACCCAGGAUGAGCUGGACGUUUUGUUCGGUAACCUCGGGGAGAUGGUGGAGUUCCAGGUGGAGUUUCUCCGGACGCUGGAAGAUGGGAUCCGACUGGUGCCAGAUCUGGACAGACUGGAAAGAGUGGAGCAUUUUAAGAAAGUGCUCUUCUCCUUGGGGGGUUCCUUCCUGUAUUACGCCGAUCGCUUCAAGAUCUACAGCGCCUUCUGUGCCAGCCACACAAAGGUCCCAAAGGUGCUGGCUAAAGCAAAGACGGAUCCAGAUUUCAAAGCUUUCCUGGCUGAGAGAAACCCCCGACAGCAACACUCGUCCACUCUGGAGUCUUACCUGAUCAAACCCAUCCAGAGGGUCCUGAAGUACCCGCUGCUGCUCAGAGAGCUCUACUCUCUCACGGACCCCGACAGCGAGGAGCACUACCACCUGGAUGUCGCAAUGAAGGCCAUGAACAAAGUUGCCAGUCACAUCAAUGAGAUGCAAAAGCUUCACGAGGAGUACGGAGCGGUUUUCGAUCAGCUGAUCAACGAACAGACUGCGCAUAGAAAAGAGGUGGCGGACCUCUCCAUGGGGGAUCUUUUGCUUCAUUCUACGGUGGUGUGGAUCAACCCUCCAUCCUCCUUGACCAAGAGCAAAAAGGACCCCGAUUUGGCUGCUUUUGUGUUCAAAACAGCGGUUGUAUUUGUGUACAAAGACAGCUCCAAGCACAGGAGAAAAAUCGGUGGAUCUCACCGAGCGUCUGUGAGUGACGACAAAGACCCUUUCCGGUUCCGUCACAUGAUCGCAACGGACUCUCUUCAACUCCGUGCUCUUUCAAACUCUGAGGGAACAGCGGUGUGUGAGAUAGUUCACAUAAGAUCUGAAUCUGAGGGGAGGCCAGAGAGAACCUUCCAGUUGUGCUGCAGUUCUCCAGAUAGUAAGAAGGACUUCCUGAAAGCAGUCCACUCAAUCCUCAGGGAGAAGCAGCGCCGGCAGCUCCUGAAGACGGAGUCUCUGCCUCUCAACCAGCAGUACGUCCCGUUUGGAGGGAAGCGCCUGUGUGCCCUUAAAGGGGCGCGUCCCGGCAUGAACAGAGCAGAAUCAGCUCCAUCACGGACGCUGCCCCGCAGGAAGCUGGUGAGGAACCGCAUCACCAUCGACACCGACCUGAUCUUCCAUGGCAACAACAACAACAGCACUGAUCCAGAGACCACCCACCACUCCUCCUACCCAUCGAUGUCCCAGCAUGCUCUUCCUCAAACCCAAAAACCUCAAGGGGAGGACACUGACCGCUGGGUGGAGGAGCAGUUCGACCUGGGUUGCUAUGAGGACCAGGGUAUGGUGAAGGAGACGGACAUUUUGAGCGACGACGACGAAUACUGCAAGUCUGUCCGAGCAGCGUCUGCAGAACCGUCCGACCUGGAGGGAAAGAUGGAGAGACUGGAGCUACAGGGCGGAGAGAUGACGAGCCACAACCUGAACGGACGGGUGGAGACAGGAAGUGAGGUCAUGCUGAGCGUGAUGCAGGAGGAGGAAGUAGAACGGAUAAAGCUGUGUGACAAUUCAGGCUCCGUAGACUCUUUCUCGUCCUGCGGGGUCUCCAUCUCCCGCUGUUCAACCCCAGGUCUGACGCUCGCCCCCCUGAAGCAGUGUUCUGUGGAGGGGGCCUCAAACAAAGACCAUGAUGUCAUCUGGGUGCGACGGGACGACUUUGGUAACGGGUGCAACGGUGACGUCUUCUGAUUGGGAAUAAUAGAAAGAGGAAGAAAAUGAGCCAAAAGGGUGGUUUAUUAAACUUUUUUUACAUAAAGUAAGAGUGCAAGAAAACAGGGGACAGAUUGAACACAAGCUUUAAAUAUGUUGAAUUUGGAGGUAUUCGUGUAUAGGAGGAAUUUAACCUCAUCCAGUCCUCCCUGUGUUGCUACACAACCCCCUUCUUCCCACCUCUCCUGCAUCUCCCUUGUUCUGACAAUCCCAAAGUGCUGAACCACCGAGCGAGUGAGGGGAGCUUCUCAUCCCGAACUGCUUAAAAGUGAACCCAAAAGAAAACACGGUCCUCACUGUUUUUGGAUACCCAAACUUCACAUAAACCUCUGGAAUUGUAUGUGAACGUUUGAAAAAGACAGCACUGCAUGUGCACGCAAGUAAACAAGCAAAGUGUGUGUUUGUACACUGUCAGUACACAGGAGCACAGACACAUGUACCGUGCACACAUUACUGAAGAGACGUCAUCACUGAACCGGGAUCUUCUGGCCAAAAAUGUCUAUUUUUCAACACAGGAAUGUGGGUGUUAUAUUUUUCUGACUCAGAAACUGUUUGUAUUUUAACACUCAAAGGGCUGUGUGUUACUGAACUUUCUUCAGGUGCUUUUGGCUAAACGACUGCUGUGUAAAAAGAUGGUGAGAUCCAACUAGCUUUAUCGUGCUUUUUAACGUUUUAACUUAAUAUCAGCUGCACAUUGAUGUCUAGCCAGGAGUACAAUAGAGUGCCGUUAACCUCUUGUUAUGAAAAUGUUUUGAAGCUCACUUUUGUCUCCUCGCAUAUCCUAUUUGAAAGAAAGUGUACCUAAUCUUUAUUUAAUUAUUGCCUUUUGACUGUAACUUUCAAUGUUUACACCACACUCGGCUGCCCAGUUUUACAAACCACCUUUUGUGUGUUUGGUGCCAGAAACAAGCUUGACGGAGCCGUCGCUCGUGACCUUCACAUGAAUGUCCAGCCUAUGAUUUUGUUGCUCUAAUAAAAUGCAGUUGUUAUUUUGUUAACUCCAUCAAGGUCAUCGUUAUACUGGAUUCUUCUCACCCCUGAGGCCUCCUCAUGCUCCACAUCUUGGUUAAUAGCAUUAUAAUUCCUCCAACCAUCCUGUUUUACUUGAAUUUUCUUUGAUGUUUUGAAAGGAGUUAUUCAACAGAACCAUGUUGGUGACUCCAAGGAGAAUCAAACCGUUUUCCUCUGAUCUCAUCUCCUUCUCUCUCUCCAGCUCUUUGACCUUUGUCAUGUCAGAAAGCAUCACAACCACAGAAUAGCUGGUCGAGACAGACUUCACAUCCAUGACAUUUAUCAUCAACCCCUACUUAAGUCCUCUACUGCAUUUCUUCCAUUCUCCACCAGGCUGUGCUGUUUCACUUUAUGUUUUCACAACACGCUGAUUGCUGAACAGUCAUGCGCACCUUAAUGGAUGUAUUGAACAUGCACUUAAUACCCUACUGUGAGGGGAGGGGGGAAUCUGAGAGCUACUCUGAUACAGAGUGUGAGGAGAGUGGAGUAGAUAAUACACUUUGGAUGUUUCUUAUUGUGUUUUUAUUACGAUGCUGGUUUCUUAGGUUUUAGCUGUCUGGGUGACGGAGCCCAGCAGAGACGUUCAGACUGUGAGGUACAAUCACCUGGCCUUGGAGGCAAAAUCCUGUGAGACCCCCUUUGACUCCUCCCUUUGUACUUUUAAAACUGUGUUCGUACAUAAAACUGUGGAGUAUUAUCAAUUUUAUGUUAAAAUAAAUUUUCUAAAUUUA